Messenger RNA from Toxotes jaculatrix (banded archerfish), 2523 nucleotides. Its product is annotated as protein-serine O-palmitoleoyltransferase porcupine-like. The record is from RefSeq and is a predicted model, not a curated record. Gene Ontology annotation, biological process: Wnt protein secretion; protein palmitoylation; canonical Wnt signaling pathway. Bases 1 to 1389 code for a protein of 462 amino acids. Gene Ontology annotation, molecular function: palmitoleoyltransferase activity; Wnt-protein binding. Gene Ontology annotation, cellular component: membrane; endoplasmic reticulum. NCBI's taxonomy places the organism in Eukaryota, Metazoa, Chordata, Actinopteri, Toxotidae. The transcript is spliced from 14 exons.
AUGGGAGCGUUCAGCCGACAGAUGUUUUUCCAGGAGCUUGCUCAUGGCUGCCUGCUGCCUACAGCUCAGCAGGGCCUGGAGCAGGUAUGGCAGCUGCUGGUUAUCUGCCUGCUAUGUCGGCUCCUCUGGAUGUUGGGCCUCCCCUCUUUUGUGAAGCACCUGGGCACAGUGGCCGGAGGUUUCUACACUCUCUACCUGUUCUUUGAGCUUCAUAUGAUCUGGGUGGUCCUCCUCAGCCUUCUCUGCUACCUCUUCCUCUUCCUGUGCCGCCACUCAACCAUACGAGGCACCUUCCUCUCCAUCACUGUGCUCAUCUACCUGCUAUUGGGGGAACUGCACAUGAUGGACACCACCAACUGGCAUAAGAUGAGAGGUUCACAGAUGGUGGUUGCCAUGAAAGCCAUUUCUCUGGCCUUCGAUUUGGACAGAGGUGUUGUGACCAGUGUACCCUCACCCAUUGAGUUCAUGGGCUAUAUUUACUUUGUGGGGACAGUCAUCUUUGGGCCCUGGAUCAGCUACAACAGCUACAAAGAAGCUUUGGAAGGACGUAAGCUGAGUUUUGCAUGGCUUUUUAAAGUCUCUGUUAGCUGGGUGAAGAGCCAGGUCUGCCUUGUUAUUUCCAACUGUGUGGCACCAUACCUCUUCCCUUAUUUCAUACCUGUUUAUGGAGACAAGCUACUACGAAGCAAAAAGAGGAGGAAGAUCAGAGGUACACUGGCAAAGUGGUUGUUGGCGUAUGAGAACACAAUGUCGUUCCACUUCAGCAACUAUUUUGUUGGUUAUUUCAGCGAGACCACCGCUACUCUGGCUGGAGCAGGCUUCACUGAAGAGAAAGAAAACCUUAAAUGGGAUAUGACUGUGUCCAAGCCUCUGAAUAUAGAGUUUCCUCGGUCGAUGGUGGAGGUGGUAACGUCAUGGAAUCUGCCUAUGUCUCGCUUUCUGCACACCUAUGUUUUUAAGAGUGCUCUCAAAUUCGGGACAUUCUCUGCCAUCAUGGUGACAUAUACAGCCAGCGCCCUUUUGCAUGGUUUGAGUUUUCAUCUGGGCGCAGUGCUAAUAUCUCUGGGGUUCAUCACGUACAUUGAGCACGUGUUGCGAAAGAGGCUUGCAGUCAUUUUUAAUGCCUGUAUACUGACAAAGAAAUGUCAGCCAAAUUGCAGUCACCGGAACAAAAAGGAGCUAUGGGUCUAUAUGAUUAACAUAGCAUUCAGCGCUUUGGCAAUUCUCCACCUGACGUACCUGGGCUCUGUGUUCAAUUCCAGUGUGGACUACAUGGAGGACGAUGAGGACGAUAUCACCCAUCAUACAAUUCAGAAGUGGUCAGAGCUGAGCUGGACAAGCCACUGGGUCACGUUCGGAUGCUGGAUAUUGUACCGCCUCAUUCUUUAAUGAUAAGAGACAGAGAAAGGCUGAAGGAAGCAAUAAUGAGAGAUGUAAGGCUGGUUCUCCACUUCUGCACUGUGACUUUAUCCUGCGUCAGACCGAAGACAACAGAUUCAACCUGUAUAUGACAAUAAACCAACACGCAGUGUUCAGGUUGCGCCGCAUGUUGGCCCGGUAAUCUAUUAUUCUAACCUGCUGGGGACUAGUUUUGAUAUCCAUGACAUGAUAGCCCGCUCCUCCCUCCUUUUCUCCAUAUCGCAUCCUUUAUAUCUGAGCCGCAGUUGUCGAGCCCUCAUGUUGUGACAGCAGUUACCGAUGUCUCACUGUGAGACACAAUCAAUAGCUGUCAGCAUGGUGGAGAUCGGCUGCUCCUUUCUGUGGACACACGAUAGAGCCCAUUAUCUAGGUUUCACCAUUGACUGCAGCAGAUGUCCUCCAGAUGUGGUUUCCCUUCACCUCAAGUGUUUUAGAAUUGUGUUUUUAGGUUUGAAGGAUAAAACUGACAAUAUUCUUAUAGUCAACAAAUCACAUGAAAACUUGAAAAAAUUACUUAAACCAACAAUGAAAUGGUACAUCUCUCAAUACUUUAUGUCUUCCCCGGCUUUUCUGCCUGUGACACUCAGCCCCAAGCCUAUUCACUAUACUUUGAUUUUUAUGAAAUGCUCAAAAUCAUUUCCUAGAACAGCUGGGCACUGUACUUUUUAGCAAGCGUUACUCAAACGAGUAAAUACAUACAGCAUUUGUUUGGAACUGUUUUCAAUGGCAGAUCAAUACAUGUUUUGUGCUCUAGUGACUAUUUUCGGCUGCAGAACGGUGAAUGAGCCAUUGAUUCAGAACACACUACAGUGCCCAUGUUCUUUGUAAUGAAGGAACAUGUCACCCAGUGCAACAGUGUCGUUCAUGCAUAUGUUUUAGACAACAAUGGAGAACUAUGACACAGCAGAAUAAGCUAUAUCAAGCUACAGAGACAACUCUGUAAGUAGAAUCAGUUCAUUGUUGCUUUUGGUCUUUUCAUGGGAUUUGUUGGCAAUAAGAAAAUUAUAGAAUAUCACCAGACCUAUCUUUUAACAGAGCUUGUCUUUUGAGCAUGUGUAAGACAACAAAGAGUUUACUUUUGAAUGAAAAGAGCACAGGUUAUGG